This is a messenger RNA of Harmonia axyridis, 1946 nucleotides long. RefSeq names its product tyrosine--tRNA ligase, cytoplasmic. The coding region runs from base 277 to 1881 and encodes 534 amino acids. The record is from RefSeq and is a predicted model, not a curated record. Gene Ontology annotation, biological process: tyrosyl-tRNA aminoacylation. NCBI's taxonomy places the organism in Eukaryota, Metazoa, Arthropoda, Insecta, Coleoptera, Coccinellidae. The transcript has 6 exons. Gene Ontology annotation, molecular function: tRNA binding; ATP binding; tyrosine-tRNA ligase activity.
CUGGCAACCUGCAUCGGACGGCAGGCACCCUUUCUUCGAUUAUAACUUACACACGCAUAUGGUAAACAUAAACAAUCAGAAAUACCGAAACGACGGCCUUUAGCCAGGGGAAUUACUGAAACUUUCGACACUAUCUGUAGGAAAAAUAAUAGAUUUUAUUUCGCAAAGUUUACGGGUCAAGAAUUUAAAUACUUAGAUAAUAAAAAAUUGAGAAGAUUUGUAUUUUGUGUAUUGUGUUUUGCUUAACUGUUUUUUGUUGUGAUUAAAUUAAAUUUUAUGAAAUGCAAAAUGGUUAAUGAAGCCCCCCUUUCUCUAGAUGAGAAGUAUCAUCUUAUUUCUCGCAAUUUACAAGAAGUACUGGGGGAAGAUAAAAUAAAAAGUAUAUUGAAAGAACGAGACUUGAAAAUCUAUUGGGGUACUGCUACCACCGGAAAGCCUCAUGUUGCAUACUUUGUUCCUAUGUCCAAAAUAGCAGAUUUUCUCAGAGCAGGAGCAGAAGUCACUAUUUUAUUUGCUGAUCUCCAUGCCUAUUUAGAUAAUAUGAAGGCAACUUGGGAACUUUUAGAACCCAGAGUUCAAUAUUAUGAACAUAGCAUUAAGGCUAUGUUGAGUUCAAUUGGUGUACCAUUAGAUAAGCUGAAAUUUGUUAAAGGUACAAAUUAUCAGUUAUCCAAGGAAUAUACUUUAGAUGUUUAUCGAUUAUCUUCCUUGAUUACGGAGCAUGAUGCUAAGAAAGCUGGUGCUGAAGUAGUAAAGCAAGUUGAUCAUCCACUUCUUAGUGGACUUCUUUAUCCAGGUUUGCAAGCUUUGGAUGAAGAAUACUUGAAAGUAGAUUCACAAUUUGGUGGUAUUGACCAGAGAAAGAUUUUCACAUUUGCUGAAAAAUACUUGCCACAAUUGGGCUAUCAAAAGAGAGCUCAUCUUAUGAACCCCAUGGUUCCUGGAUUAACUGGAGGAAAAAUGUCUUCUUCAGAGGAUGAAAGCAAAAUUGACCUCUUAGAUUCAGCUGCCAAUGUAAAAAAGAAACUGAAGAAAGCUUUUUGUGAGCCAGGAAAUAUUGAGAAUAAUGGCUGUCUCUCUUUUGUUAAACAUGUUAUAUUUCCUCUUCUCAAACCUGGUGAAAAGUUUGUCUUACCUAGACAUGUAGACUAUGGUGGUGACUUGGAAUUUGACAAAUUUAAUGAUCUAGAACAAGCUUUUGCUAAAGAGGAAGUACAUCCAGGAGAUUUGAAGAAUGCCAUGGAAAUCUAUCUUAAUAGAUUACUAGAUCCAAUUCGAAAAGCAUUUGAAGAUAAGAAACUCAAGGAAUUAGCAGCUAAAGCAUAUCCUGUUCCAGGAAAACAAAAGGGUUCUAAUCAACAGAAUCAAGCUAGUGAUGAACUUGUACCAAGCCGAUUAGAUAUCAGGGUAGGAAAGAUUGUGGAAGUUUCUAGACAUCCUGAUGCUGAUGCCCUAUAUGUUGAAAAAAUUGAUUUAGGUGAAGCCCAACCUCGAACAAUAGUUAGUGGUCUUGUAAAUUUCAUUCCUAUUGAGGAGAUGAAAAACCGAAUGGUUGUGGUACUGUGUAAUUUAAAAGCAGCAAAAAUGAGGGGAGUUGAAUCACAAGGAAUGGUACUUUGUGCUUCAGUAGAUGAUCCUAAACAGGUAGAAACUUUAAUUCCACCAGAGGAUGCAACACCUGGUGAAAGAGUAUAUAUCGAGAACUACGAAUCUGGAAACCCAGAUGAGGUGUUGAAUCCCAAGAAAAAAGUGUGGGAAAAGCUACAGGUUGAUUUGAAAACCAAUUCUGAUUGUUUAGCACAAUGGCAGGGAAAUAAUCUUUUAACAAAAUCAGGUGGAAAAAUAAGAAGUAAAUCAAUGACCAUGGCACCAAUAAAAUGAACAUCAAUAUGCAAUAAACAAUUUUAUUCAACUUUAAUAUUGGUAUUAAAGACAAAAAAUAAUUA